UGUGUGCAGCUGGACGGAGACUCGGUGAGGAGAUGCAGUUCGGCUGGAGGAUCGCCGUAAUGCUGCUGCUGCUGCCAGCUGUGUGUGAGGCUCAGAGCGGAGAUGGAGACAGCGACAUGGAGCCCAGAAUCAGCUGCACAUCUCACAUCAUGAUGAAAAGAUGCAAUUUGACCUGCAAGCUGCUUGAAGGCAGAAAUGAUGACGAGGAUGAUGAAGAGGGUGGAGGUGAUGGAGGCGACAGCAUUGAGAGGAUGACCCUGUGCUACCUUGAUUACGACAUCAACGUAAUGGAGAAGUGCAUGGAGACAUCCAGUGACACAUUCAGCUCCCCAGACCUGAAGCCCUUGUCGGAACUCAGUCUGACCGUCCACUUAAAGAGUGGUGGAAGGAUUUCACAAAAACUCUACCUGAAGAACAUAGUUAAACCAAUGAGUCCUCAGGUGUUUAACAUCACCUUCCAAGAAGAGUCUAACGAGGCUAAGAUUUGGAUUCAGAUUCCGUACCAAGACGACUACCUGAAAGUGAAAAACCAGGAAUUCCAGUUUCAGAUCGAGACAGCUGGGGAAAUCAUGAUUCAGAACACCCCAUCCCAGGACUUCAUAAAUAUCGACAUGGGACACCUUAAAAAAGGCUCAAAGUAUUAUGUCAAAGUGCGAGCGCGAACACUCCCAGAGAUUUUUCAGGGCACGUGGAGUGAGUGGAGUGAAACGUUCACUUUCCUUACCCCUGAAAACCCCCAGAAGCAGAACAGUGGAGUACAGGUGGAAGUGUACCAAGUCGGAGUGUGUCUGGUCUGUCUGCUGGUGGUGACCUUUAGUAUCAUCAUCCUCUGGAAAAACAAGAUAUUUUCCUACAUGUGGCCAAGCAUCCCGCAUCCUAAACAGACUCUGGUGCAGAUCUGCAAGCCGAACAACCCUCUGUUGCUGACCUUCAGACCUGAGGUGCUCAGUGAUCUCAAAGUCUACCCUGUGGAGACGACAGCGCGUGAGGAAACAGAGCCUGCGAUCAGUCCUGCAUCUGCUGCUGCUUACGGCACUCAGUCGAGCGAACCCUGCUCCACCCAGAGCUCAGAUUGCAGGAGUACUGCCAGCGCCAGCACCGAGGAGCUGGAGCUCUCUGCCUUGUUGAGCAGGAGCUCGUCUGAAGCCGAGGACAGCCUGUCGAGCAGCAGUCCUUCCCCCAUUGACAUCCUCCAGCUUGGGGAAAGACCUGAGCAGCCUGAGCAACAAUUUGAAGUCAAUGACUUUGAGGUGUUUGGAGCAAAUCGGCAGGAGGAGGCUUACGUCACCAUGUCCAGUUUCUAUAAGAUCAAGUAGGUGAUGUAGUGGUGAGCUAACAGGAUCAGAGACUGUACUUAUCAAACUUCAGGAUGCUCUAAAGCAAAGAGCUUCCAACUUCACGAGAUCUUCAGAACAAAGUGAAAGAACAGAAAGACAAACAUGCUGCCUUUUUGUCCGGAUGUGCCUAUCUACCACUUACAUUUCACCUGGAUUUCAAUGACACUGGAGAACACAGAGAACGAAAUCUCUGGCAUUCAUUACCAAAAGAAAAAUCACUGAAUGGAGUGCUGAAGUUUGGUUCACUUUACAGAAAUCAAGCUUUUACUGGUGAAGUAUCUCAUCUGGAUUCCCAUUUGUGCAUAAACCU
Pelmatolapia mariae (spotted tilapia) is the source of this 1647-nucleotide messenger RNA. It is a transcript of the gene il7r, whose product is annotated as interleukin 7 receptor. The record is from RefSeq and is a predicted model, not a curated record. NCBI's taxonomy places the organism in Eukaryota, Metazoa, Chordata, Actinopteri, Cichliformes, Cichlidae. Gene Ontology annotation, cellular component: membrane; external side of plasma membrane. Gene Ontology annotation, molecular function: protein binding; cytokine receptor activity. The transcript is spliced from 8 exons. The coding region runs from base 33 to 1316 and encodes 427 amino acids. Gene Ontology annotation, biological process: cytokine-mediated signaling pathway.